Messenger RNA from Tripterygium wilfordii, 1065 nucleotides. Its product is annotated as NEDD8-conjugating enzyme Ubc12-like. NCBI's taxonomy places the organism in Eukaryota, Viridiplantae, Streptophyta, Magnoliopsida, Celastrales, Celastraceae. Gene Ontology annotation, molecular function: NEDD8 transferase activity. The record is from RefSeq and is a predicted model, not a curated record. Gene Ontology annotation, biological process: protein neddylation. The transcript is spliced from 7 exons. The coding region runs from base 233 to 778 and encodes 181 amino acids. Gene Ontology annotation, cellular component: nucleus.
GAAAGCCGCAAAACCACGAAGCGGGUCCACGUUACCGUCCUUGGCUUUCCAAAUCUGCGUACUCCUCCUCUUUAUUACUGUCUCCACCAAUAUCGGUUUUUAUCUCGAUAACCAAUCGUACUCUCUCUUUGGGGAUUUUCUUCAAACAGCGGGGGAAGGGGGAUUUGAACCUGGGAUAUAGACCUUCAUUGCCGCUCAACCAUAGGCUCAGGCCAUUUUAAUUCAUUUGACCAUGAUUAAGUUGUUCAAAGUAAAGGAAAGAGAACGUGCUGAAAAAGCCAAUGGAGGACCACCCGUGAAAAAGCAAAGUGCUGGAGAAUUGCGUGUUAAUAGAGAUAUUACUGAGCUGAACCUACCUAAAUUGUGUGCCAUAUCUUUCCCCAAUGGCAAGGAUGACCUGAUGAACUUUGAGGUCUCAAUUCGACCAGAUGAAGGAUAUUAUCUAGGGGGAACAUUUUUGUUCUCUUUCCAGGUUUCUCCUAUCUAUCCACAUGAGGCUCCAAAAGUUAAGUGCAAGACCAAGGUUUACCAUCCAAAUAUUGAUUUGGAAGGGAAUGUGUGCCUCAACAUCUUACGAGAAGACUGGAAACCUGUUCUCAAUAUAAAUACUGUUAUCUAUGGAUUAUAUCAUCUUUUCACGGAACCAAAUCAUGAGGAUCCCCUUAAUCAUGAUGCUGCUGCAGUGUUGAGGGACACCCCAAAGACGUUUGGAGCGCAUGUGAGAAGAGCCAUGACCGGAGGUUAUGUGGGGCAAACCUUUUUCCCCCGUUGUAUGUAGGUUUCGUAUGAUGACACUGUGUCCAUUGACAUCUGUCGUCGUGCUGAGAUACACAUUUCUCAUUGUGCUGAGCCUGAGAUGCCUGUAAACCAAUCUGCAAAUUACAUUCUCUCUCUUUUUAUUAUUAUUUUCUGGUUGGUGGUUGGGGCACAUAUAUCCUAAAGACUAGACAAAUGAAACCCAAAUGACAGUAACUGUGCUUCAGUGACUGCCCCUGUAUGCUUGACAUUUCAAUACUAUCUGUCAGUCCAGGAUAGAGUGCACUGGAUUCUCUGCAUUGGCUUACA